Molecule: messenger RNA, 1514 nt
Organism: Mizuhopecten yessoensis (Yesso scallop)
Lineage: Eukaryota; Metazoa; Mollusca; Bivalvia; Pectinida; Pectinidae
Product: protein FAM78B-like
Exons: 3
Coding region: 214-1104 (296 amino acids)
Source: RefSeq, a predicted model, not a curated record
CAUCUAUGACGUCAAGGAGAGUAUUUCGGGAGCGGGAGAUACAAUAUGAUAGUUUAGCGUUUGACAGCAAGCUCAAAAUGUAUACGAAAGAACAAUUAUUGACCACAUAUUUUCCUGAAUAUGAAGAAAAUUAACACAGCUUAAUUUCAAGUAAGAAGAGUGCGCCAAAGAAAACUUCAAGAGACUGUCACUCGUAAGGAAAGAAUAUAAAACAUGUCGAAAAAAACUGAGCCGGAAAACAGCCCUUCUUGGUGUAAUCAAAACGCCAUAGGAGCAGAUGUGGUUCCCGAUAUUUUAUCGAAGAUUAGAGUAUUGAACUUGAAUGCAAGAAUUGAAAACCAACCAACUACAAUAGAUGAAAGUUCAAACGCUGUUUUGAAGUACCAGACUCCAAAUUUCCGAGUCUCGGCCACCAUAGAGAUGGCCCCAAUGCCUGAAGAUCAUAAAUGGAAGGUUGGUUGGAUCCAGGCUUGUACAGACAUGAUGUUUCACAAUACAUAUGGAGAUGAAGGAUAUACAAGUUGGGAAUUUCCAGAACUGACCAGCGGACAACAAGUAAUGAUAAGCGACUGUGAUGGUCAUCACUACCCAUGGUAUGGAUCCCGCAAUGAGACUGUUGUGUUUCAGGGUCCAUGCACCAUGUAUCAAUCCGCCAAUAUCAGCAUGAAUGACAACUUCCAUCCUCACGUGACAUGGCGUAAUCCAGCAAACCGUGGCCAGAAUGAACCAAACCUGACAAAGAUUGUCCGUGAUCAGUCCUUUAAUGUCUGGCUUGUUGCUUGGAAUAUGUCGGAACAAAAAGCUUACAUCCUCAAAACUGUGCGAUGGAACAUGCGGUUGGACAUUAAAGUUGAUCCAAAGAAACCAUUAGGACAAAGGGCAGAAUUAGUCAGCAACCCAAUCCCUAAACAGCCAGAGCUACUAACAGAGAAUGUUCCUCUACCAAGAUGUGCCUUGAUGCCCCCUAAUGCCAACAGUGCUCAAAUGCUUGUUUGGAGGCCAGCAACUGGACGACCAUUGUGUGUUAUACCUCCUGUAUGGCAGAAUGAUGUUCCAGUCGAAGAACAAGUGCGAAAAUAUGAUAGCAAACUCUGCAGACUUUAAAGAUUACAUAUUUACAUUUCUUGAGGUCUGGAUACCAAUAGAGUUUAUAUGAUGUAGUUUUACACUUUAUUUUAUAUGUAUAUAUUGACUUUUGAAGGAAACUAUAAUAUAUAUUUUUAAUGCUUUUUGUAAUUAAUGGUAAGUAAUUUAUAAAUUAUAUUUUUACAAUCAAGGUUCUUUAAUACUAUCAGCAAUCAUGCAAGUCUUUUUCUGAUUCUGUGAUAAAUAAUUGUGACACCCAAUAAAUCAUAUUUAAAUUUGAGGUACAAAUUUUGAAAUUUUACAACAUUCAAUUUUUUUAAUUUAUUGCUAUUCAGUCAAUUUUAUUUUAAUUUAAGUUAAGAACUAUUCUCAAAUCUGAAAAAGGUAAUACACUGCAUAUUUAUUGAAUAAAUAUUCAGAAAAUCACA